UCGAUCCAGUUUGCUGCCUUUCGUGGCCAUGGUGACCAUGAACGAUGAAUACCUCACCGCGCGGAUGGGAAAGAUGUACAUGGUGCCCAGCAAUGAGGUGGUCACAACGUCCGAAGCUGCAGAUAAGCAUCUGAGAGCCUUCGAGCAGGGAUGCGAGGAGUGGAUGUCGUACCACGCGCAGCCAGUUGCCGAGGAGGAACUUGAGGGCUACGAGCAGUUCGUUUUAUCCUUGCUGUCGGGCUCUGAAUUCAAGUCGGAGAAGGAAUAUGAAAGUCGUAUUCAGGCUGUCCGACGCGAAUUCAAGACCACCCUAUCCAAGCCCCAGAUUGUGCGCGCGUACUAUCGGUUGCUUGAGAGUGGGCGGAUCCAGAAGAAUGCAUCCUUUGAAAGGAUCGCCACCAAGAAAUCGGUGCGGUCCAACUCUGGGGUUGUUGUGAUCACCAUCGUCACAGCUCCUGGUCGCUUCUCCUGUCCGAACGACUGUUACUACUGCCCUGAUGAGCCAGGACAGCCCCGAAGCUACUUGAGCACGGAGCCCGCAGUGGCCCGUGCCAAUCAGAACGACUUCGACCCUGUCAGGCAGUUCUACGACCGUGCUGGAACUCUGGCAAAGCAGGGCCACACUGUAGAUAAAGUGGAGAUCAUUGUGCUGGGUGGAACCUGGUCCCACUACCCUCGGGACUAUCAGGAGGAGUUCUGCCGCGAUUUGUUCUACGCGGCCAACACCUUCGACGAAGAUCUCAGCAAGUUGGGGGAGAGGGGCGACAAAGCCGCCCGGAUCCGAGAGCGAAGGUCCUUGCUAGAAGAGCAGCAGUUGAAUGAGGUGGCCGUGACCAAGAUCAUUGGCCUUACCCUGGAGACCCGUCCGGAUCACAUCACCCCAGCUGAGUUGCGGCGCCUGCGCCGCUAUGGCUGCACACGUGUGCAGAUCGGGGUGCAGCACACGCAUGACGACGUGCUGCAGUUCGUGAACCGCGGGCACGACCGUGCUGCGGCGGUGAGGGCCACCCGGCUGUUGAAGAUCGCUGGCUUUAAGGUGGACAUCCAUUUGAUGCCUGAUUUGCCAAACUCAGACACGGAGAAGGAUUGGGAGAUGUUUCAGGAUGUGCUCCAUGGAGAGGAUCUGCAAGCCGAUCAUUGGAAGAUCUACCCCUGUGAAGUUACUCCAUUCACACGGAUCGAGACUUGGUACAAGGAGGGGAAGUACAUCCCCUACACCGAAAAGGAUCCGAGGCUCCUCACUGAGCUUUUGGCGCGUGUCAAGGCAGAGGUUCAUCCUUGGAUUCGACUCAACCGUGUGAUUCGAGAUAUCCCAGAGGUGUCUAUCGUGGCGGGUAAUUCCUUGACCAACCUGCGACAGGCCAUCUUUGAAGUCCUGAAGUCUCGCGGCCAGUGCUGCCGAUGCAUCCGCUGCCGGGAGGUUCGGGACUGGCCUGAGACAGCUGAUGGCUUACGUUUGAAGGUUCGCGAGUACAGAUCUUCCGGUGGUUGGGAGUACUUCAUCUCCAUCGAGGGUGGCCACCGGGGCUUCGGCGGCGGCGCAACGCAGCGGGCCUUGGCCGGCGGACAGAAGGCCACGAAGAAGGAGAAGAACCAGCGGAAGGCGAACCUUCGCGAUGCUGCUGCACAGGCUGAAAUGAAGGCCGCGGCCCUCGCGAGCGCCAACCUCACGCGAGAGGAGCGGAAGAAGGCUGCGGCCGAGGCCUUAGCAAAGCACCGUGAUGACGUGGCCGCGGCAACGCCCAUGCCCGAGGAGCUCGAGGUAGAUGAUGACAAUGCCACCUUGUACGGCCUGCUGCGCUUGCGAUUUAAUGAUGACAUUAAGGCGCCCAGCCCAAUCUUCCCAGAACUCAACGGCUGCGCGCUGAUUCGCGAGCUGCACGUCUACGGCACCCUGGUGGCGGCCGGUCGCGAGCAGAAGGGCGACCACGACGAACGACCGCAGCACAUCGGCAUCGGCAAAACCUUGAUGGGUACAGCCGAACUCAUCGCUGCAGCGCACAACUUCAAGAAGAUUUCAGUCAUCGCCGGAGUAGGUGUGAGAAACUACUACAGGCGUUUGGGCUACACCCUGUGUGGGGAUGGCCAGUACUUGAUCAAGGAGCUCGCUCCAUGUCGAAGUUCCCAGCGCGGUAAGCCUCCCAAGAGCUUCGAAACGAGUUUCAUCGAGGCGGCGGAUCGCGUGAUGCAGCGUGAUGAGACUGUGGUGAAGCGACGAGGACAAGUGAAAACCGCCCUGGCUUUGACCGGAGUGGUGGCUCUUCUUGGAGCGUCUGCUUGGCUUCUUCGUAGGCAUUUGAAGAAGUCAGACCAGUGAGCUGGUGAACUGGUAGUGGUCGUUGAUGGAUUCCUUGAGAGGAUCCAUGAUCCCAAUGAGAUUUGGGUAAAUUGUUGGG
This is a messenger RNA of Cladocopium goreaui, 2396 nucleotides long. Lineage: Eukaryota; Dinophyceae; Suessiales; Symbiodiniaceae. The record is from the annotation of a GenBank genome assembly.